Trichosporon asahii var. asahii CBS 2479 is the source of this 528-nucleotide messenger RNA. RefSeq lists its product as uncharacterized. Lineage: Eukaryota; Fungi; Basidiomycota; Tremellomycetes; Trichosporonales; Trichosporonaceae. The record is from RefSeq and is a predicted model, not a curated record. Bases 1 to 528 code for a protein of 175 amino acids. The transcript has a single exon.
AUGAGCAGUGUCAUGUCGACCCCGCCGUCGUCGUUCGAGUCGCCGUCUGCGCAUCUCCCCGGGGAUCCGCUCCCACUGCAACGUUCCACGACUUCACCUUCCUCCGCACCCACGACGGGGUCGAUCAAGAAGAGCCGCUCCCUUCUCUUCUGGAAGGAACGGAAGGGCUCGCGUUCCUCCGGCCGGUCACGGGCUGACAGCUCCGUGGGCUCGCAGAGCGCGCUGCGUCUCGACACUGGUCCCGAAACGGCCGAGCCCGAUGCCCGCCUUCCCGACGUCGCUGAACUGCCCCCUGUGCCUCCUGUCCCGGCCAUCCCACCACAGCCAGAGGUUAAGGUGUCCGAGAUCAACCUUGGAUUCGUACGCUUCUAUAAAGUGAAGGUCAAGGGCCCCAAUGGGAGCCACACCGGGUACACGCCUGCGCCGCCGCGGAAUCCCAAGACGCCCAAGUCGCCCUCAAAGAAGAAGAAGAAGCAGGAGGAAGGCCCGAGGCCGUCCCGCUUCGUCCUCGGCACGCUGGCUGCAUAG